GAAUCGAUCACGCGUAGAUAUUUAAAGCACGGGAUUAACACAGAAGGUCGAACAAUCACGGAAGCCAUGUUGGAUUUUUAGUGCGGAGAACCAAUGUAACCCAGAAAGCAAAAAUGCUGCACCCCCGGCGCAGUGCCCAGGACGUCCUUCUGUGUGACUCCUGUGAAACUUUCCCCCUACAGUGUCACUGUGAACUUUGUCAAAUCAAUCUCUGUACUAAUUGUGUAGGAAAACAUCUCUUGGAUUCCUCUAAAAGACACAACGUUGUGCCCUUUAAACAAAAGAAGUCUACCCCUAAUUACCCAGAAUGUCCGACACAUGCCGACAAACACUGUGAACUUUACUGCGAGGAUUGUGACGUUCCUGUCUGUUCUACCUGCAUCUCAGAUAAACAUAGAGGUCACAUUUUAUACGACGUUCUGGAAAAACUCGGCUCUAAAACACAAGGAUUACAAAACGAUUUAGAGGAACUAGAGACCAGAAUUUCUCCCCGCUAUGAAGAAAUGGCGUCCGAUGUCCAAACUGAGAAAGCCAAGUUAGAAACGAAUUAUGAGAAAUUGACCACAGCUGCCGACCAACAAGAAGAAAUCUGGCACCGAGAGAUCACCGCCAUUGUCAACCAAGUGAAAUCCGACAUUGCGGAGAUGAAAACUAAACAUAUGGCUGCCUUAGAUAAAAACACGGAUGAAAUCACGCACAGUAUUACUGAACUCAAACAAAUGAUUCUAAACCUGAAGGCAAUAUUAGAAUCCAAUGAUAUCUCUCUAAUUUCUACCUACAAAUCGAGGAAUAACGAGUUCAGAAGAUUGCCUCCUAAAGUCCGAGUUACAUUACCAAGUUUCUCUCCUCAGAAAAUAAACACAGACCAGCUCCGUGAAAUGUUUGGUUCUCUGUCACCAUUAUCCAUUAACACAGAAGAACAUGGCGACACAAUGAAGUCACCAGAAGCUGUACCGCCUACUCCAGUCAAACCAAUGAAGUCACCAGAAGCUGUGUCGUCUCCUCCAGUCAAACCAAUGAAGUCACCAGAAGCUGUAUCAUCUCCUCCAGUCAAACCACUGCUUGAUGAACCGCGACUCACCGCCACCAUAGACACUGGGUAUGGUGAAUGGAAACUAUACAGUGUUAGCUGUCUCAAUGAAGAUCAAGUCUGGACAUGUGGGGAUAACAAAACCAUGAAGCUCCUCAACCUCCAGAGUAAACUACUGACAUCAAUACAAACCGAGUCAGGGAUCAGACCAUGGGACAUAGCAGUGACACGGGACGGAGAUCUUGUUUAUACUGACUGUAACACUGUAAACAUUGUUAAGAAUAAACAGAUACAGACCGUGAUCACACUACAGGGGUGGAGACCUCGCUAUGUCUGCAGUACCGCCUCCGAUGAUCUCCUGGUUACCAUGAUCAGUGAUGAUAAAACACAAUCUAAAGUUGCGCGUUACUCCGGCUCCACAGAGACACAAAGCAUUCAGUUUGAUGAUCAGGAUCGUCCUCUCUAUUCAUCUGAUUAUAACGAUAAAUACAUUAGUGAGAACAGGAACCUGGAUAUCUGUGUGGCUGACCGGACAGCUAAAGCAGUAGUGGUGGUCAAUCAGUCAGGAAAACUCCGAUUUAGAUACACUGGUCAUCCCUCUAAUACCAAGCAAUCAUUUACUCCAGCCGGCAUCACUACAGACAGCCAGAGUCACAUCCUGACAGCAGAGUGUCGUUACAAUGGUAGUAUCCACAUCCUAGAUCAGGACGGACAGUUCCUCCGUUACAUUCACUGUGAUUUACACUCUCCAUACCGUUUAUGUGUGGACAUCAGAGACAACCUCUUUGUGGCUGAGUAUCUCACUGCUAAAGUGAAGAAAAUCCAAUAUCUAUAAACACAGUGUUAAUUACACAUCUCAACACAUUGUUAAUUACAUCUACCAACACAGUAUUAAUUACAGCUCUGUGUAGAUUACAGCUAUUAAACAGUGUUAAUUACAUCUCCAAAAACUGUUAAUUACACAUCUAAACACUGUCAAUUACAGUUAUGUGUGUUAAUUACAGUUCUGUGUGUUAAUUACAGCUCUGUGUGUUAAUUACAGCAGUGUUAGUGAUGGGUAACUAACCUGUGUAUUGACACAGUAGAUUUGUGGUUGUUUGUGUUUGAUUGAACAUUAUUCUGUUUGUUUAUUCAAUGUAUUUACAUGUAUUAUAUAUAAACAUUCUUCUGUUUGUUUAUUCAAUGUAUUUACAUGUAUUAUAUAUAAACAUUCUUCUGUUUGUUUAUUCAAUGUAUUUACAUGUAUUAUAUAUAAACAUUAUUCUGUUUGUUUAUUCAAUGUAUUUACAUGUAUUAUAUAUAAACAUUAUUCUGUUUGUUUAUUCAAUGUAUUUUCUUGUAUUAUAUAUAAACAUUAUUCUGUAAAUAAUUAUAUCUUUGAGUUUCAAUGUAUAUGUACAUAAAUAAACAUUAUUUAGA
Ostrea edulis (European flat oyster) is the source of this 2449-nucleotide messenger RNA. RefSeq lists its product as uncharacterized. NCBI's taxonomy places the organism in Eukaryota, Metazoa, Mollusca, Bivalvia, Ostreida, Ostreidae. The record is from RefSeq and is a predicted model, not a curated record. The transcript is spliced from 2 exons. Gene Ontology annotation, molecular function: zinc ion binding. The coding region runs from base 114 to 1865 and encodes 583 amino acids.